Messenger RNA from Eimeria necatrix, 525 nucleotides. RefSeq lists its product as hypothetical. NCBI's taxonomy places the organism in Eukaryota, Apicomplexa, Conoidasida, Eucoccidiorida, Eimeriidae. The record is from RefSeq and is a predicted model, not a curated record. The transcript has a single exon. The coding region runs from base 1 to 525 and encodes 174 amino acids.
AUGAGAAACCCUUAUGAGCCGAACAGUGCCCCUGCACCAGAGCGGUGCAAGCCACUUUCCACAGAGUUCGCAGCUCUUACAGUGAACGAGUGCCCUGACUGCGGGCCUCCCCCAGUCAUCGUUGAGGGGAAGGCGCCCUGCCAGAGCCGCCAUAAGCAGCUGGAAUACAGGAGCCGCGUGUAUCUGAUGGACCAGAGCCCGCCUGCAGAUGGUUCGAAUUUCCUGGAAGCUCCAUCGCCUGCCCCUGGGAGGUCUUCGUCGCACUCUUCUUCCCGAACUCGAUCUCUCUCUGUCUCGCCUCCUGUAGAUCGCCACCCCCACAGAGCGGGCCGCAGACUGAGGGCUUUAGGUGGUGCAGGCCACGGGGCGCGGGCGCGUUCUUUGUCGCCGGAGCCUGUGGGCCGCGUGCACUACAGGACAAGUACAACUCAGGAAGGUCACCAUGCAACCCGCAGCCACACAGCCCGUGGCCAGGACUUGGGAACACAUUCGAAGCCAAGACGGACUGGGAGGACACGGGAGUAG